Molecule: messenger RNA, 5188 nt
Organism: Esox lucius (northern pike)
Lineage: Eukaryota; Metazoa; Chordata; Actinopteri; Esociformes; Esocidae
Gene: scaper
Product: S-phase cyclin A-associated protein in the ER
Exons: 31
Coding region: 182-4582 (1466 amino acids)
Molecular function (GO): zinc ion binding; nucleic acid binding
Source: RefSeq, a predicted model, not a curated record
GAGCCAUUCUGGUCUAGAAAUAGACCGCCCAGACCAGAAAAUAUGAGCCAGUGAGAUGUCUCGCAUUCUGUCCUGUGUCUGGUUGCUUUUAGCUGUCACAUUGGUGUUUCCGUCAACACCGACAAUUCGACCCGUUGGCUAGUUUAUUUUCAAAGAAACGGAAUAUAAAUACUUUACGCUAAUGUCAAAAGACAGUCGCCACGAUGGACGACGGCGUGGCGCAGGUCAGCACCGACUCGGCCCUAGAAUUGGACAAGGCGGAGACGGGAGGGAGAGGUCUGGCAGCAACAGUUCAGGAUCCUCGCAUGGAGGAGGCAAAAGCAGGAAUACUCCCAUAGCAGUUACAUUGAAGCGCUCAAACAGCCAAGACAAGGUGAGGAAGAUUGUUGCCGAGGAGGGUCGUGCUGCUCGAAAUCUCAUUGCCUGGAGUGUUCCUUUGGAAAACAAAGAGGAGGAAGGGAAGUCGAAGACUCAUACCAACAGCAAUUUGAGGAACCAAAGGAUCAACUCUGGACUGCAUAGGAAUAAGAAACAGUCCGUGCAGAAUGCAGGCCUGGAUAGCAAAAGCACAGCCGGGGCCUUGUUAGACAAGGGUGUAGAUAAGAGUCCCACCAAAGCCAGGCAGCCGCGCAAGGUGGACCUGCGAGCACGAUACUGGGCCUUCCUCUUUGACAACCUACGGCGGGCUGUGGACGAGAUCUAUGUCACCUGUGAAUCGGAUCAGAGUGUGGUGGAGUGCAAGGAGGUACUGAUGAUGUUGGACAACUAUGUUCGGGAUUUUAAAGCUCUCAUCGACUGGAUCCAACUUCAGGAGAAGUUAGAGAAAACUGAUGCGCAGAACAGACCCACAUCUUUAGCAUGGGAAGUGCGUAAGAUGUCCCCAGGUCGCCAUGUGAAGCCCAGCCCUUCUUCUGACAGGAUUGUCCCAUCUCCUACUGCUCGCCGCACCCUCAACUUUGGUGGUCUGUCCCACACCGGCCUCAGCUGGGCUGACAGGGUCAAAUCCUCCCAGUCCCUCCCUCUUCCCAGUCAAGUCAACACCUGUCCUGUAGAAAAACCAGGUAAGAAGGACUCAGAGGGCUGGGAGACAGUCCAACGUGGUCGUCCUGCACGGUCUCGUUCUGCCGCCAUGGUUGCCAAGGUCAGCCCAGUUCUGGUCCACGUCGCCCCUAAAGAAGACAGGGAGAACCAACCGCUUCCUGGCAGGCCCUGCAUAUUAGACAAAGACAAGAGUCACUGUGAACAGCCAAUCCCUGAGGAGCCUGUCCCCCUGGAGGAGCUGGACUCAGAGAAGGGCCAUGUGAUUGAGCCCCCAGCAGACUGUGUGCAAGACUCUGGGCAGUGUGUCGAAGCACACUGUGAGGACACGCCUCUCCCCAUACCAGACCCUACCUUUACCCAAGCCACAGACCCUACCCCAUCAUCAGUCCCAGUCCUAACCCCACCAGACCCUUCCCUAGCCCCCCCUCCGCCCCUAGACCAAGCCCCGACAGACGGGCCCAGUGCUUUGGGGGACAAGGGGGCUGCGGGGGGCGUGUCACAUGGCAUGGCAACAUCUGCUCCAGGACAGGCUGAGAGUCCCAUGGCAGCGGUGAAACUGGAGAGUGUGCCGGACCCCACAGAGCUUUCCACUCCCCAGUCCAUGGCAGAGGUCCUGGCAAAGAAGGAGGAGCUUGCUGACCGUCUGGAGAAAGCCAAUGAGGAGGCUAUCGCCAGUGCCAUCGCUGAAGAGGAACAGCUGACCAGAGAGAUUCAGGCUGAGAACAACAACCUGGAGACUGACAAUGAGUGUGAAUUCUCUGCAAGUAUUGGCAGUGGAGUUGGACUCAACAUGGAUUGGAGUGACAUGUUAGCCGACUAUGACGACUCCUCUUUCUCUGCAGCACGGGAGCCCUGGCGACAGAGCACCUCCUGGGGGGACAUUGUGGAGGAGGAGCCUUCAAGACCCCCUGGCCAUGGAAUCCACAUGCACGAGAAACUGUCCUCACCUUCUCGCAAAAGGACCAUUGCAGAGUCCAAGAAGAAACACGAAGAGAAGCAGCUGAAGGCCCAGCAGCUCCGAGACAAACUACGGGAUGAGAAGACCCACAAACUGCAGAAGCUCCUAGAGAGGGAGAAGGAGGUGAGGAAGUGGAAGGAGGAGUUGCUGGACCAGCGGAGAAGGAUGAUGGAGGAGAAGUUAGUCCAUGCAGAGUUCAAGCGGGAGCUGCAGCUCCAGGCUAUAGUAAAAAAGGCUCAGGAAGAGGAGGCCAAGGUAAAUGAGAUAGCAUUCAUCAACACUCUGGAGGCCCAGAAUAAGAGGCACGACGUGCUGGCAAAGCUGAAUGAAUAUGAGCAGCGUCUCAACGAGCUGCAGGAGGAGAGAGGUCGGAGACAGGAGGAGAAGCAGGCCAGAGACGAGGCUGUGCAGGAGCGUAAGCGUGCUCUGGAAGCAGAGCGUCAGGCACGGGUAGAGGAGCUGCUGAUGAGGAGGAAGGAGCAGGAGGCACGCAUCGAGCAGCAGAAGCAAGAGAAGGAGAGGGCCAGGGAGGAUGCGGCACGGGAAAGGGCCAGAGACCGCGAGGAGCGUCUGGCAGCCCUUAGUGCUGCUCAACAGGAGGCCAUGGAGGAGCUCCAGAAGAAGAUCCAGAUGAAGCAUGAUGAAAGCAGUCGCCGGCACAUGGAGCAGAUUGAGCAGAGGAAGGAGAAGGCUGCAGAGCUCAGCAGUGGCCGGCAUGCCAACACCGACUACGCCCCCAAACUGACACCUUACGAGCGCAAGAAACAGUGCUCCUUGUGCAACGUUGUGAUUACCACGGAGGUGCACCUGUACAGCCACACCAAGGGCAAGAGGCACCAGCAGGCCGUGAGAGACAGCAGCAGCAUCCAGGGACGGGAGCUGUCUGAUGAGGAAGUGGAGCACCUUUCUUUAAAGAAGUACAUCGUGGACAUCAUAACGGACAGCUCUGUUUCCUCUGAGAGUGUGAAGGACGGAGAGGAGAGGCAGAAGGCACGCAAGAAGGCGAAGAAGCUCCGCGGACGAAUGAACUCCAGGGCAAAGGAGUAUGAGAUGUCAAUGGAGGCAAAGACACAAGUCCCUGACUCCACAUAUAAGGCCAAGCUCCAGCGUCUCGUGAAGGAUUUGGUGAAGCAGCUCCAGGGCCAGGACAGUGGUCAGUGGGCCAACAACCGCGUGUCUGGCUUGGACAGAACCCUCGGAGAGAUCUCCCGUAUCCUGGAGAAACAGAACAAUGCAGAUCAAGUGGCGUUCCAGGUGGGAGGGGGUCUCUCUGCUCUGGAACAGAUUCUGCAGGUUGUCACUGCAGCCUCCAGUCCCACUGCAGUCCCUCGCAUUCCACUUAAGUCCCUGUGUGCUGCUGUGAACACCUACUAUCUGGCGUGCUCUCACUGCCACCUCAACUGCUCAUACGUUCUCUUCAGCAACAAGAUAGCCUUCCUCAUGGAUCUGCUGUUGCAUCAGCUUACACUUUUUGUCCCAGAUGAAGACAAGUCCAUUUUUGGUCGUGGUGUGAACAAGCAGGUGUUUGAGGGACUGACUACCGGCCUGCUGCAGACCACUGCUGCUGUCCUGAGAUUCCUCCGUCCCCUUGACCCUGAGGGAGACCUUGGAGAAGUGCCUCGUAUCCUGUCCCCAGACGGCAAGAGCAAGAGCACCCCCAUGGAGCCCUUCAACACACGUGCCCAGGAUCUCAUCAGCUACGUGGUGAACAUGGGUCUAAUUGACAAGCUGUACAGCUGCUUCCUGUCAGUCCAAGGCCCGGUGGACGAGUGCCCCAAGAUGUCCGCCUUCCUCCAGCAGGCCACCGCCGUCCUGCACGCCAUGUGUAAGCUCUGCUUCGCCGUGACCGGCCGCUCUCCCAGUAUUUUCGACAACAAGCGCACAGACCCCACGGGGUUGACAGCCCUGCUGCAGUCCACAGACCUGGUGGGUGUGGUGCACACCCUGUACUGCAUCCUGCUACACAGCUCCUCCCUGCCUGAGCCAGCUGCCCAGAGCCCACAGGAGCCCUACGCUCCAGGGGUCAUCCAGGUGGCCCUGCAGGGCCUCCGCUUCCUCAACAGCUUCGCCCUGCUCGACCUGUCCGCCUUUCAGACCGUUCUAGGUGCAGAGGGGCUGUCCCUUGCCUUCCGCCACAUCGUCAGCUCUCUGCUGUGGUACUGCUCCCAGCACUCCUCUGACGAGCUGCUGCACGAGGUCAUCAUCUGUGUGGGCUACUUCACGGUCAACCACCCCGACAACCAGGUGAUUGUGCAGUCUGGCCGCCAACCCAGCGUUCUGCAGAAACUGUGUCAGCUGCCCUUCCAGUACUUCAGCCACCCGCGUCUCAUCAAAGUGCUCUUCCCCUCCCUAAUCUCAGCCUGCUACAACAACCCACAGAACAAGGUUAUCCUGCAGCAGGAGAUGAGCUGUGUGCUGCUUGCCACUUUCAUACAGGACUGUGGCUCAAGUGAAAAUCAUCCUGACAACAGAAUGCAACAAAGAGUUUCUCAGCCACUGGAUUACUGUGAGCUCUCCAACCGCUUUCCUAGAGACCAGUGGGACUCAGCACUGCAGUUCUUUCUGAAGAUGCAAGAUGACUAAUUUAGAGUUUUACACUUUCCUGUAACACACACAAACUAAAAAACACACUAAAAACUUUAGAGUCAGACAUUUUACCCCACCAAAACUUGAAAUUCUAGAAUUCAAGGGCUGGAUCCUAUGAGAUGUUUGCGUAACUCUUUCAUCAAUGUCCAUGGGAGAUUUGCACAAGAAUUUGACUUGGAUGUGUAUUCUUCCCUGAGUCACGCACAAUAUUCUGUUCCUUGUCCAACCCAGUCGUAUGUUUUUGUGUUGUUUCUAAAAGAGCAGAUAUAAUUAGAAGCACUCUUAUAAUGGUUAGAUCACGUAACAUGUUUUUCAAUAGUACUGUAGUUCCUGUUAAUUACUUUAUUAUUUUCAUAUAUGGUUAAGAUGUGAAUGACCUGACCCAACCAGAAUGUUUUACCCUAUAGUUAUUUUACAGGUUUUUGGGCAGUUUUGUACUCAAGUAUUUAAUUUACAUAGCCUGUAUGUGAUCUGUUCUGUACAUUUGGAGUUGCAACAAAUAGCUCUCCUGUUUAAGUACAAAGGUUUUCCUGUGUUAUUUCCAUUUUGUUGUGAAGCCUUUAAAAAAGUAUAUAAUUUAUUUAAUAAUUUACAUUUCUAUCC